This is a messenger RNA of Penicillium diatomitis, 1761 nucleotides long. It is a transcript of the gene bbp, whose product is annotated as putative zinc knuckle transcription factor/splicing factor MSL5/ZFM1. The transcript is spliced from 6 exons. The record is from RefSeq and is a predicted model, not a curated record. Gene Ontology annotation, cellular component: nucleus. NCBI's taxonomy places the organism in Eukaryota, Fungi, Ascomycota, Eurotiomycetes, Eurotiales, Aspergillaceae. Gene Ontology annotation, molecular function: zinc ion binding; mRNA binding. Gene Ontology annotation, biological process: regulation of mRNA splicing, via spliceosome. Bases 1 to 1761 code for a protein of 586 amino acids.
AUGGCGUGGCGCAACCAAGGCAUCACCGGUUCCAACAACAUCCCCCUAGGGCGCCGUCGCUUCGCAGGUGAGGAAGAGGAGGAGAGUCGUACUGCCUCACCUUCCUCUGUUCCUGAUGGUGCGAAGCGUGGGCGCAGUCCCGUUCGAGGUGAGUAUCUUUCCAUGACGCGCAAGACCGUCGCAUUCACUAAUCAAUUAUUUUCACCAUUAGCUGAACCUGCCGAAGAUGGAGUGAAGCGUCGCAAGAAGCGCAACCGCUGGGGCGAUCAGCAGGAGAACAAAGCCGCUGGUCUGAUGGGCUUGCCCACGAUGAUCAUGGCCAACUUCACUAGCGAGCAGCUCGAAGCGUACACUUUGCACUUGCGUAUCGAGGAGAUCAGCCAGAAGCUGCGGAUCAACGAUGUGGUUCCUGCUGACGGUGAUCGAUCUCCCUCGCCGCCGCCACAGUACGACAACUUUGGUCGCCGUGUAAACACUCGCGAGUAUCGCUAUCGAAAGCGCCUGGAGGAUGAGCGCCACAAGUUGAUCGAAAAGGCCAUGAAGACCAUCCCCAACUACCAUCCGCCAUCUGACUACAGACGCCCGACUAAGACCCAAGAGAAGGUCUACGUCCCAGUGAAUGACUAUCCAGAGAUUAACUUCAUUGGCUUACUCAUAGGACCUCGUGGCAAUACCCUGAAGAAGAUGGAGACAGAGUCCGGAGCCAAGAUUGCCAUUCGUGGCAAGGGCUCCGUAAAGGAGGGCAAGGGCCGAUCUGACGCCGCUCACGCUAGCAACCAGGAAGAAGAUCUUCACUGCUUGAUCAUGGCAGAUACCGAGGAAAAAGUGAACAAAGCCAAGAAGCUCGUUCAUAAUGUCAUUGAGACUCGUAAUCAACUUCGUGAACUUGCUGCCCUCAACGGUACACUCCGUGACGACGAGAAUCAAGCUUGCCAGAACUGUGGUCAAAUUGGUCAUCGUAAAUACGACUGUCCCGAACAGCGCAACUUCACAGCCAAUAUCAUUUGCCGAGUCUGUGGCAAUGCAGGCCACAUGGCUCGUGACUGUCCCGACCGACAGAGGGGAAGUGAUUGGCGUAAUAGCGGUGGAUAUGGCAGUGCUCAGCGAAAUCCCCGUGCCCUUGGCACUGGCGAUGCUGUGGAUCGCGAAAUGGAGCAACUUAUGAACGAACUCUCCGGCGGCGCUCCUGGUGAACAUCCACCUCGCCGCAUCGAAGCUGGUCCUGAUCAAGGCGCACCCGCACCUGAUGAUCGUGACGCCAAGCCGUGGCAGCGUGGCCCCCCUGCCAGUGAUGUCGCGCCGUGGCAGCAGCGCCGUGAACACCGUCCCCGUGACGAUUACGGCUCUCGCGAUCACGGCUCUCGCGAUCACGGCUCCCGCGAUCACAGUGGUCCCGCACCCUGGGCUACCCAGAAUCGCGGUGCAAACGACUAUGGCUAUGGCUCUCACAGUGGAUAUGCCGCGCCUGGCGCUUCUGCGGGCGCUGCUCCUUGGCAGCAACAGCAACAGCCUCCCGCUGGUGGACCUUCUGCUGCCGUACCUGCUGUACCUGGCUACGGCUAUGGAGCUUACGCAGGCUAUGCUUAUCCCCCAGGCAUGACAGCAGCUCCAGGAAUGGGAGCACCUCCUCCUCCUCCCGGCAUGCCUCCAAUGGGUGGCUAUGCCGCUACUGGCAACCCCCCUCCACCUCCUCCUCCCGGUGAUGGCCCUCCUCCUCCACCCCCUAGUGACCUGCCUCCCCCACCUCCUCCCCCAGCGUGA